Jaminaea rosea is the source of this 1903-nucleotide messenger RNA. RefSeq names its product glycoside hydrolase. Gene Ontology annotation, cellular component: extracellular region; cell surface. Gene Ontology annotation, biological process: glucan catabolic process. Gene Ontology annotation, molecular function: glucan endo-1,6-beta-glucosidase activity. The record is from RefSeq and is a predicted model, not a curated record. The transcript has 4 exons. The coding region runs from base 140 to 1681 and encodes 513 amino acids. Lineage: Eukaryota; Fungi; Basidiomycota; Exobasidiomycetes; Microstromatales.
AGGGCGGUGCGUGAGAAACGGCGGCAAGGGUCCUGCCCGGCCUCCACAUGGCGGUGCGGGGCUACGCCGGGACAAGAAUAGAAGAAGUGACCGCUUCGCCCUCAUUGUACAGUAUCCUUCCCUGGAACAACUCUCAACCAUGAAGAAGUUCCUAGGCAAACUCGAGUCCAAGCUGGACAGCUCCAGCUCCUCUCCCUCAGCGUCUUCCGGCGCUCCUCCUCCCUCCCUCUCCUCCCCACCCUCCUGCACCCAGCUCUAUCGCUACCGAGAGCAGGCAGGCGUCAACCUCGGAUCAUGGUUCAGUCUAGAAGGAUGGCUCUCUCCAUCCAUCUUUGACCAGAAUGGGGCACCAAAGGGAAGCGAGAUGGAUUUGCUCGAGAAGCUUGGACCGGAGAAGGCGAGAGAGGUACUGGAGAAGCAUUGGGAUGGGUGGGUGAAUGAAGGGGAUUGGAAGUGGAUGUCCGCUCAAGGCAUCAAUACGGUGCGUCUCCCACUCGCCUACUAUCACCUCCUUCCCGGCUCCCCCUCCUCCUCCUCCCUCAUGUCGCGCACCGAGUACGAGAAGUACGCCCCUGCCUACACUGCAGCCUGGCAGCGCGUCGUUGCCGCUAUUCAGACGGCCGCCAAAUAUGACAUCGGCGUCCUCAUCGACCUGCAUGGCGCGCCAGGGGCGCAGAAUGGUGAGGGUCACUCAGGCCUGUCAGGGGGAAAGGCGGGGUUGUGGGAUAGCAAAGAUAAGCAGAGGAAGACAAUUGAGAUUCUUGUGGCGCUCGUGGGAGAGGUGCAGCAAUUUGAGAACGUGGUGGGCGUAGAGCUGCUCAAUGAGCCCAAGAAUAGUGGACGCUUGCAGGGCUUCUAUGAGGAGGCUAUCAAGGCGAUUCGGGGGAAGGGCAGUGACAUGCCGCUUUAUGUUAGCGACUCUUGGGACCUCUCCCACUACUCUGGCUGGGCUGCCUCUCAAUCCAACGCAGGCAACUUCAUCGUCGUCGAUCACCACCUGUAUCGUUGCUUCACCCCACAAGACCACUCCACUCCAGCCACAGAGCACGCCAAGCGCUGUCAGCCAGGCGGAGGUGGUCCCACCUGGAACAUGCUAAGCGGAGCCGCCUCCCAGCUCGGUGGGUCGCUCAUCAUAGGCGAAUGGUCCUCUGCUCUGAAUCCUGGUUCACUGCAGGGGCAGGACCAAGGAGAGGCGCAGCGACAGUGGGGUCAGGCACAGAUGGCUGCAUACACGCAGAGUGGAUGCGGAGGCAGCAUGUACUGGACGCUGAAGAAGGAAGGGAAGCCUGAUGCAGGUUGGUGUCUCUACACUGCACUCGAGCAAGGCGUCCUGCCUGCUAGAAUGGGCAGACCUUCCCUCGCCAAGCUGCUGGGCAGUGAUGUUCCAGGCAAGGGCAAGCAGGCGCAAGAUGCUGCUUUCUCAGGUCAUGCCAACUACUGGAAUAGCAAAGGUGCCAAGGGAGACCACGCCGCCUUUGCGCAGGGCUUCGAGCAAGGCUGGAAGGACUCAGUGGCCUUUGCGCAAGCCUCGGAGAGCCUGAUUGGUUUUAGAGGCCAAUGGGCCAAGCAGCGUGCUGAGGCUUGGAAGAGGGAAGGAGGGGAUGGGGGGCAGGCGUGGGAGUUUGAGCAUGGCUGCCGACAGGCGAUUGAGGCAUUCAAGGCGGCGGCAAUGCAGACGUGAGCGUAGGUAGAGGAUGUAACGGGGUAUCGUAUCGUAUUGUGUUGCGCUCUCGUCUAGGCCUUUGUAGCAAAACUCUCCUCCGAGGGGACUGGGUCCUUUGGAUGCUUGGAUUCGUAAUGAACGACGAGGAUCUUGUAUGACUGUUUGUGAGCGAUUGGCAUUGUCAGCAUGAUGUGUUCCCUGCCCCUCCGCCUCUCUGGGCCGCUACCCACUGGAAUGCCA